AUGGAUAAGGAUGACCCGGCUAGGAAAGAUGUGAACCAGGAGCAGGAAGGAAAUACCGGGAAUGCAGGCGGAGCAAUGUCGAGGGAGCAGCAGGGGCGGCCUAGGCGCCACCCCAAAGGCUUUGCCAUCUCGCGCUCGCCAAAAACAAAGUGGACCGCCAGCUUGCAACGCCGGAACAAGGGAAAGGAGAAAGUAGAAACCUGGCUCUCUGGGAUGCCGGUGAAAAAGGUGGUUCGAAAUGAGGCUACCGAGGGAAGAGCUGUUGGGGCUCGCGGCCCAGAAGGGGAGGAAGAUAAUUCUCCUAUAUAUGAGGAGAAGCUUGUGCGCCCAGCAACACCUCAACCUCACAGGAGGAGAUUGCUGCUAGAGGAAGAAACGGAGGAUGAGGUCGGGCCCUUGUUCACUUCUCUGCAGUGCACAGGGCAGGCCGGGGAGGGUGGAAAUGGCGCUGACGGACGCGAGAAGACAAUCCCUAAGUUGAAGGCUGCGAAUGUGGGUUCUACCCGCCAGCAAACCUCUCGCCGGCUUGUCAAAGCCUCAAUCGCUCGCCAGUCUCCCAAUGCUGAGGUUGCGGAUAAAACUCCAAAAAAGAUGGUGGAGAAAAAGAAGCAGAGGACACCACGUCAAGGGUCUAAAAUGAUGGGCAUUGAAAAGGGUAAUUGGGUGGAGGUCCCUGUGAAAGAGGUUGUAGCUGUUAUUUCCUCCCCAACCUUGGAUGCGCCUAUCCAAAAGAGGAGUCCGGGGGUUGUGUCAAUUGAAACCAACCCGGAGGGAGACGGGAAUCGCUUCGAAAUUAGAAGCAGAGGACAGCGGCCGACUAGUGGUCACGUCCAGCAGGUGGUUCGAGCUUUUGAAGCAAGGUUAAGCUUUGGCGAGCCCCUCUCCCUCACCCGCUGA
Molecule: messenger RNA, 897 nt
Organism: Linum trigynum
Lineage: Eukaryota; Viridiplantae; Streptophyta; Magnoliopsida; Malpighiales; Linaceae
Source: the annotation of a GenBank genome assembly